AAUUUCCAGGUCAGAUUCAGAUAACGAUAUUAUUAUUGGAGAGGAUUUACAACAACAUAAUAAUCAACAAUUAUUAGAUUCACAAAAUCCUCUAAUGGCUCGACGUGAGAGCAAUGCAUCUUCAGGCUCCUCUUCUAUUCAUUCUUCUAUUGGGAACGAAAAUAAUUCAGCAAUUGCUAUGGGUGAAAGUGGAGGUGGAGGGGAGUUGUUACUUCCACCAAAUGAUAAAGAAGGUUGGUGUCGAAAUAAAAAAUACAUUCAAAUUGUAAAAAUGGGUUAUCGCUGUCUUCUAUGCAACAAAGUUUAUGGUCGUUACAAUUCUGUCAGUUACCAUGUUACAAUUUAUCAUCGAAAUCCCCCUAUACGAUGUGAGGAGCAAGGAUGUCAGUUUACAACCCGUGAAGCUCGUUAUAUACACUUUCACAAAUAUUAUCGCCAUCAAAUUGCACUACCGGAAUCUAUCGAUCUGGCUUCACGUAAAUGUCCUCUACUUGGUUGCAAACAUGUUUCGAAAAGUCCAGCAAUGUUAGAAAAACAUAUGCAACGACACGUUGCAGAUUGUCUUAAAGAAGGGGGAUCAUCUUCUAUUUAUAUUUGUAGAAUGCCCGUAAUUAAUGGAAGUAUUACAACAAAAGAAGAUGAAAAUAUGGAUAGUAUGGAAAAUAAUGAUCCAGAAAUUAAUAAAACUUUAAAUAUGGUUAAGUCAAUGAAGGAAAGAAGAAAUACAUAUUCUGGUGGUUGUUCUGGUUCUUCUGUUGGAGGGCAAUGCUUGUUUAAAGCAAAUUCGAGAGAGCUUAUGUACGCCCACUUGUUAACCUGCCACUCUGCUUCAAGCGCCAGUACCACAACACUUUCUGCCGAUGCAGAAAAGCGAGGUGUCGAAGAAGAUGAAGAUGAUGAAACACGUUCGUUAGCUGGAGGAAAAAUGUCCGCAUCAGCCCCGAGUACCCCACCAACCUCUUCUUCACAACUUUUAUCUCCUCUUCUUUCUCGUUUUCCAUGCAAUGAAUGCAACUUUAGAGGACGUACACUAACUUCAUUAACAAAUCAUAAAUUACAAAAACAUUCAAACAACAAUAAACAACAAAUUAAUGGAACAACAACUUCAAAACCACCCCAUUUACCACCAACUAAAUGUUCUUCUUUUGUGUUGCCAUUUAAUCCUUCGCUUUUUAAUUGUGGAACUGGAGGUGGAAUUUUUGGGGGAAGUGGUGGUGGUGGAGGGUUUUCAGUUCCUGGUUCUCCUCUCUCUCCACAGGUAAAAAUUUCUGAAAGAAAAUUUUAAAAAUUCAUAGUCAUGUUAGGGGAUAAAAUGUCAAUGUAUAAAAUGGUAAAACUAAAAUAUGGUCAAUUCUCAGGGUCAGAACUUUAAAAUAAUAAUUCUUAAUAAUAGAGGUUGGAAAAAUUGUGUUUGCGGGAUCCAGCAUGCGGGAGUAACUUUUAAAAACUCGCGGGAAUAAUCC
Messenger RNA from Meloidogyne enterolobii, 1463 nucleotides. The record is from the annotation of a GenBank genome assembly. NCBI's taxonomy places the organism in Eukaryota, Metazoa, Nematoda, Chromadorea, Rhabditida, Meloidogynidae.